Molecule: messenger RNA, 2281 nt
Organism: Boleophthalmus pectinirostris (great blue-spotted mudskipper)
Lineage: Eukaryota; Metazoa; Chordata; Actinopteri; Gobiiformes; Gobiidae
Product: sodium/potassium-transporting ATPase subunit beta-233-like
Exons: 6
Coding region: 119-1024 (301 amino acids)
Biological process (GO): intracellular potassium ion homeostasis; intracellular sodium ion homeostasis; potassium ion import across plasma membrane
Cellular component (GO): sodium:potassium-exchanging ATPase complex
Molecular function (GO): ATPase activator activity
Source: RefSeq, a predicted model, not a curated record
UAGACUUCAAUUACACCGAGCCGCUUGUCUCCUCGUCUCCUCAGCCACCGCCGGGGACCUCAUUUUCUUUCCCUCUUUUUUUUAGCUUUUAGGAAUUUUUUAAUCUAAUCGCCACAACAUGCCCAAAGACAAGGAUGACGGCGGAUGGAAGAAGUUUUUGUGGAAUUCUGACACGGGAGAGUUCCUGGGGCGCACGGGAGGAAGCUGGUUUAAAAUCACAUUAUUCUACAUCAUCUUCUACGGAUGUCUGGCCGGAGUUUUCAUCGGGACCAUCCAGGCCAUGCUGCUGACUCUGAGCAGCUACAAGCCCACCUGGCAGGACCGCGUGGCCCCACCUGGCCUCACACACACCCCACGCUCAGACAAGGCUGAACUCUCCUUCAGCGUGAACGACGUGGAGUCCUACCUGCCCUACACCAAAGCCCUGAAGGACUUCCUGGCCAAAUAUGAUGACGAAAAGCAGAACGACCCCACGAAGUUCGAGGACUGUGGAGAUGUGCCGGCAGACUUCAAGCACCGAGGGGACCUGGAGAGCGACGUGGGCACCCGCAGGGCCUGUAAGUUCCCGCGCUCUCUGCUGGGACCCUGCUCCGGGAUUGAAGACCGGAACUUCGGCUUCGCCGAUGGCAAACCCUGCAUCAUCGUCAAGCUGAACAGGAUCGUCAAUUUCAGGCCAAGACCCCCUGUGUCUAAUGAGAGCGUCCCGGUGGAAGCCCAGUCUAAAGUGCAGCCCUUUGUGAUCCCCCUGUACUGCACCAACAAGAAAGAAGAGGACGCUGGUAAAGUGGGCGAGAUCAAGUACCACGGCAUCGGCGGCGGCUUCCCUCUGCAGUACUACCCCUACUACGGCAAGCUGCUCCACCCCCAGUACCUGCAGCCUCUGGUGGCCAUCCAGUUCACCAACCUGACCAUGAACACGGAGCUGCGCAUCGAGUGCAAGGUAUACGGCCAGAACAUCGACUACAAUGAGAAGGACCGCUACCAGGGCCGCUUCGACAUCAAGAUCCAGAUCAACAACCUAUGACCCGGACAAUAGCGCUGCAAAAAUAAAAAGGCAAAUUAUAUCAAAAAAAUCAUUAAAAGGGAGGUAGUAGCUGUAGCGGCUAAGUCAAUCACUGAGAAAUCUUUAGCUUUUAAACUCUAGCUUGUCCAUUCUGGAUGCUUCCAAAUAGCAGUAGGCGUUUUUAGUAAAGCUGCAUUCACGUGGUCCUGUGUGUUUCUUAAGAGGGGGACGAGACAAGGCUGUCCACUAACUCAGUAAUUAUUUAUUGAACUAUUUAUUAACACUAAAUGAAAAAUCACUCCACCCCAAGCUACCUGGAUGUAUCCUAAACUCUCACUUUCUUUGCCAAUUUGGCUUGUAGUUAGACUUUAAAUCGGUAAAAGAGGACCACUUGAAUGCAGCUAAUAUUUUCCAUCUUUUAAAAACUUGUAAAGUGAAUUUUAAAGUGGCGGUCAAAGAUGCACAAUUGAUGGCUUGGUUAAAAGUGGAAGACCAUGAUUUGAGAUGACCAUGCUUGCCUUUGUUUUGUUUUGUUUUUUAGAGAAAUUCCUAAAGGAUUAGUGUGGGAAAUAAAGCCAGCACAAGUUGAGUGGAAAAAAAAAAAGUCUUAGAUUUUAGAGACAAUUCUUGAAGCCAUGGGACAAGUGUCAUUCCAUCACUUUUAAAUCGCCUUGCCUUCCACACAUUUUUAAAAUUCCAUUUCCCUUUUAUUUUUGUCGCUGUGUACAUAAGUACUAAGUGACCCUAACGCACACUUAACUGUUCUCCGAUCUGAACAGGCUACACUCCAGGGAACAACUUCCUCAUUUCUUUUCGUUUUUAAUCUUUUUGUGCUAUUUUAAAUGAUUCUUCUGCCUUGCAUACACCUGGUUAGCCACACCCUCUCCGGUGCUAGCUCUUCCUUAGCUGGAUUCCUCGCAGUGUCCUAACUCUGUGAAUGUUUUAGCCAUUAAACAUGAAUUUUAUAUUUAUGCAGCUGUGUACAUGUUUUUUUUUGUUCUUUUGUGAUGUAUAAAUGCAAACCAAAGUGCUGACGAUGGAGAAUGGUACGUCUGACAGCGUUUCAUUAUUACAUUCAAGUCUUAAUUUCCCAGGCAAUGUUGAAUGUACUGCGGCAGUGGUAGAUAUUUCUGCACACAUUAAAUAUAUGCAAGAAGCUCUUUAUGACCAAUGAGAAUUAUGAUGGCAAUAUCUUCCAGGAUUUCAUGUACAUGUAAAAAGAAUAAAGAGUUUCAGAAUGAGCUCAUUCAAUUCCAAAAUAAAAAACUAUAAGAAAUA